UUUCAAGCCAGUAGUACACUUGUCCAAAAGUGUCUUUCUACCCAAUCAAACUUGAAGUGUGUGUUUCCUAUUUUGAUCGUCUGACUGACAAAUACUGCUAUUGGCAACAAAACAGAGCUGUAAUAAUUAGUCUUCUAAUAGGCUAAAGAAAUGUCGCAAAUUCUGCGAGAGCCAUUAAGAUCAAGGCGACAGAGAAAUGCAAAAUUCAAAACUAGAUUAUCCCUGAACAAUGACAAAACAUUUCAAGCAGUCAACGCAGCUGCUGUGGAGGGCCGCAUGACAGGAGAAAGAGUCUCAACUAAUGUUGACAAAGAAAUUGUGAUCGUUGCAAAUAACGCCAGAGACACCGACAGGUUCUCAUCGAAGGUCACGGCAGGCGGCCAACACCACCUUAAAGAACAACAAACUAAGGCGAAGGCUUUCAGAACUCUGGAUCUAAAUCCUUUGGGAAACUUUGAUGAUGGUCCCGGAGCAACGGAAAUUCCCAAACCUAAGCCUCUUCUAGAAGUCAACCGGCCACUAAUUUUGUCUACAGGCUCACCCAUCUCUCAACCUAAUAUGAAGAACAGAUCCAGAGACCAAGACCUUCAAGCACAAGGAUUGGAUCUGAGAAGACAUUUUAUGGACUCUGACAAAAAUGUCACCCAAAUGUCAAGAAAAAUAGAUACUAGAAACAUGAAUUCUAAAUUUGAACACAAUUUUAAGACUUCGCAUAAAUAUGUUGAAAACCUGAUGCCAGGGUAUUUCCAGAAAUCCCCGUUACUCAAGUCUCCUGAGAGGUCACAAAGAAUAAGUAGACGGCAUUCUAAUCAGACAGAGCGAAAUUCUAACAGCAACCAAACACGGGUUCCAAUGUCGAAAACAGACUUAAAGCAAUCUCCAUUAAAACAUCAGAAACAAGACUUUCAUCUGAAAACUAACUCGGGCAAAGACAUUCUUAUUGACCAUUCACCAGAGAGUGCUAAAAGGGAUGCAGAUAUAAAUCAGGUUCAGACAGCUCAAGCUACCUCGAAAGACUUGAACCAAAAUGAUCUUUCUCCAACAGUUAUAUCAAGUUUGGAAAAACCGAACAAGGAAUGCACUUCUUUAAACGAUCAGAUUUUAAGUUCAAAGGUCGAAGGUCAAACAUGUGAAGAGUCAAGUUUGAGCAUUGAAGUAUCAGGUGCUGUAGGUACUUUAUCUCCGGGGGAGGAUAACACAAGUCUAAACUGUGAUGUAAUUGCCAGCAAUAGGCAUACUAUCGACACGACUGAUAGUCUAAAUAGAAGCACUCCAGUGCACGAUUGUGCACCCGACUCGCAGGAUCAGCUAGAAAACAUUACUGAUCAAUCUCAAAACAAGUCUCCUUUGAAUAGCAUUACUGAGCAGAAUGGUUGCACUAAGGAAAUCCCACAAUCCAAUUCACCCAACGUUAUCGAGGAAUCUUCAAGGGUGAUGCCUAGUGAAUCAACGCAUUCAUCAGACUCUUUAUCCGCCAUCAAUUCUGAAAUACAAGAAGAAAUGGAAAGAGCACAGAAUAUGUCGUUACCGAUGAACCUAAAACCAAAGAAUAUUUCCACAAUAGCCUCCAACCUUAAUCCUUCAGCGGGGGAGUUUUCACCUAAGUUGAAAGAUGGUUUUGGUAAUAGUUUCUUCAUGUCAAGUAGCCGAGGCGUUAUGUACUUUCGUCCGGAAACGUCCGCAAUGGCUAAAAGCAAUGUAUCGGAUAGGACCUUACUAAGUGCCGCCUCGAGAAAUGAAUAUUUAGUUGAAGUUAAGAAUGUGAGUGAAUCGAGCUCCCUUAGAGACACUGUUGUAUCAGAGCCUCGUUUGAGACUCGAACCUAACAGUAUGAUUGAGAGCACUAUGCAGCACACAUUUACACCAUCUAAUCUUAGCACAUCUGACUAUGCUAACCAGCACUCUCAAUAUGGAAACGUUUACAAUAAUGAAUCGUGUUCAGAGUUUUCAGAGAUGCCAACUCAGAGCAUAGUUGUUGAUGCUGGACAAUCAUUUUUCAACGCUGCUAGUUUAGCCCCAUACCCGGAGUGUGUCAAGUUUUCACAUUUACAGAAAAGCAGUUCAGUAGAUUCAUCAUUUUAUGCCUUCACACCCGAACAAUUCCAUAACACUAUGUGGCAUUCCGUUCACGAGCAGACUCCAUUGGUUCCACAGUUUGGUCAAGUCUUUAGUGUAACAGAUACUACCAGCUGUAAUAUGCCCAUGACAGCUGAUCCUACGCUGCAAUCCUUAGUGCAGCCUGCGCAAGUUAAAAUAGUUCCUGCAGCAAGCACUGCAUUUUCUCCGACAGGAAUGCUAUUAAAUGAUCCCGAAACGUAUUCAACAGGAUUCGGGCCCCAAGCUCAUGUCCUGUACGUGGGGCCGUCUUCACAAUUGAACAUGCAGACGCCAACAUUGCCAACAAUGAGUACAUCCCAAAUUGGUAUGUGGUCUUCUGCACAUCUUCAGGCCAUACCAACAGAUCAAACACCGCAGUUAAACCACAAUGCACACUUGUUUGUGCCCCAGCCAUCACAAGCCACGUCUGGUUUGCAUAGUACUAAUACAGGUGUUGAUGUUCUGGACUGCAAUUCGAAGGGAGUGAAUCCACAUUUCGAGCCACACAGAUUUGCUUCUGAUAAUUUUCACAAUGAAAUUAAAUCCCAGGCAGCCCAAUCCGUACCAAACUUUCAAUCUUAUGGGCGUCAUAAUGCCCUGCCUUAUCUCACUGCUGACUCAUCUUACUUUCGAAACCACGGACACACGCCAAGAGACACGAGAGAAUGUUUCUUAUUCCCCGACAACAACCGAAGUCGGUCUCAAGGAGAGCCACGAACGGAUCCAGCAACGAAUGCCAUGCUGCGCAUGACAGCAGAUAAGCUCGUUCGCUUCCUGCGGACCAGCAGCGUGGACAAACUUUGGUCCAAUAAUGUUGCGCUGACAGAUCAAGACAAGUCAGAUAUUCGUACCAUCCAAACGCUGCUGGGUUUUCUGGACAACCUGGACAGAGACGUCCCCAACAUGACAGACACCGACCUGAGAGAGCUGCUCUUCAUAAACCUUGAAGCACUGCAUCUGUUUCAAAGGCGAUCUAAUUUCGCGCCCAUCCCCAAUCAAAUACAGGCUUACGAUUCGUCUGCCGCGCCAUAUCGCAUUGCGUCAAAUCUGAUCAAUGAGAACACUGGCAGAGAUUUUCCCCAUGAUUCAAUACCACUCACCUAUACGGAAACACAAGAGGGUUUCCAUAACAGCCCAAGGAAUCCAAUAACUAUCUUGAACGGGAAAAGAAUGUCUACCCACAGCGCUCGAGGGUUCAGACGCCAACACCCGGGACGCUUCGACAGAUCCAGAAGCUACUCCACAUAUUCAGGCAGCCAGAGGUCUGCCCGUCACGAAAGACCAUUCCGUAGAAGUUUCAUGUAAAUUUGUAAAUUAACAUUUUUAAACACGAGAAUGUUUUUAUUGUAUUAUACACUUAGUCACUCAAUGUAAAUAUUUGUUUUUAUAAAAUUUUAAUGUAUUUAUUUUUAGAAUCAUCAUGGCGCUUUAAACCGUUUUUAAAAUGUUUUUGUUUGUAAUUUGUGUCAAUAAAUUCGUUU
This is a messenger RNA of Biomphalaria glabrata, 3578 nucleotides long. RefSeq lists its product as uncharacterized. The record is from RefSeq and is a predicted model, not a curated record. NCBI's taxonomy places the organism in Eukaryota, Metazoa, Mollusca, Gastropoda, Planorbidae. The coding region runs from base 151 to 3402 and encodes 1083 amino acids. The transcript has 3 exons.